Molecule: messenger RNA, 489 nt
Organism: Drechmeria coniospora
Lineage: Eukaryota; Fungi; Ascomycota; Sordariomycetes; Hypocreales; Ophiocordycipitaceae
Exons: 2
Coding region: 1-489 (162 amino acids)
Source: RefSeq, a predicted model, not a curated record
AUGAGCCGCAUCGACAGCAACGAGGCCCGCGGUUGGCAGGGCUGCCCCUCGUCGACUUGCGAGGGCCUGACGCCAGAGGAAACAUGCGAGCUGUGGAGGUGCAUGCUGGAACUGCAGCAGCGGUACCGGUGCUACAACUCGACGAGGAUUCAUCUCGCGGCAGAUGCUGGCGAGGACGGCAUCCGUCUCAUGCGUAAGCCGUCACCUCGGACGCGUGUCGAGCCUCCCAAUAAUAGUCUGCCAUAUAUUGACGCGGAGCGGACCGGGCUUCCCGACGAGGGCUGGCGGAUGCUCCGUAAAUAUCUUCGACAGGAUGCGAGGCCGAAGCCGGGACGCAAGCUCUUCGGGAAGCAGCAGCGCAGCAACGAGGCCCUGGUAAGCCGGUAUGCGGCGAGCGAGGACCACACCGAAGUCGCCAUGAACCGACGGCCAAGUUGCGACAGCGACACACCGGCAGGCGCGUGGGAUCCCGUGCAUGUUGGGCGAUGA